CCGGACCCAGUUAGAUGUUGGACCCGGCCUGGUUACCAUGGUAACGGGAGUCGCGGUUUGUCUCCUGAGUGAAGAGGGACACUUCUCCGUUUUCGGGAGGAGGGUGAUGAUACGAUCUUAGGAUACUACUCUCUCAUAGUUUGUUCUAGAGGCCCAUCUCAUUACCAAUCAUGAAGGCAUCCUCAAAGGGUCUUCUCACCCAGAUUUCUCAGUUCUGGAAUAUGCUCGAUGACUUGGCUGAAAAUGAUCCUGAGCGCUACAAGAACUUCAUCGAGCAGGAGCUGAAGGAUGGAAAAGAGCUCUGUGCGGACCCAGAACCACACCUCUGCCUACAGACCAAGAUUCUAAAACCAAAAGAAAAAAUACUUUUUAUCAACCUAUGUCAAUGGAAAAGGAUCCCGGCUCCCCAAUCAGCCACUCAUCCUGUACCUAUACAUGUUGGCAGACCAGAAGAUUUCUCUGAGGCAUCAGGUUCCUAUACAGUCAUUGAUGUUGCCUACAACCCUGGUGUUCUGCAAGCAGCAGAGAAAGACCAAGGCAUCAAAGAUCAGUUAAUAAAAAUGGCCAUUCAUUGCAUUGAGGAACGACUCCACUUCACACUCGCACAUUCACACCGUGUUACUAGCUUUAAAAUUAAAGGAAACAUUCAGAGAAUGAAAGAAAAUCUGAUGGGCAUUAAAACUGACUUCGCAGGCUUCAAAGAGAUAAUGAGAACUGAAGAUACUCUUGAAAAGAUCAGGAGCAGUGCUGUGAGUGAACCAAAUCACCUUCCUCAGGUGCUGCUGACAAAAAAGCAAGCAUCGGGCAAAGGACGGUGUCUUAUAGAGGAGAUUUCGAGUUCCGAAAUCCAGGUGGAGGUUAAGAAACCAGCCUAUGAAUUAAAGGUUGUAAAGGAUCAGAAUGAGAAACCUCUGAAAAUUGAACUGAAAAUCCAGCUACCUGGGAUUAACUCAGUCUCCCUCUGUGAGCUUAGUGUUUCUGAGGUUGACUUAUUGAUUGAGGUCUCUGAGAAGUACCGAUUAUACCUGAAUCUUCCGGAAUCGGUUAAUACAGAAACGACUACGGCAAAAUUUGUCAAAAAUAAAUCCAUACUAUUCAUUACAAUGCCACUGGCAUGAAAA
Peromyscus maniculatus bairdii (prairie deer mouse) is the source of this 1121-nucleotide messenger RNA. It is a transcript of the gene Pih1d2, whose product is annotated as PIH1 domain containing 2. Gene Ontology annotation, biological process: rRNA processing; box C/D snoRNP assembly. Gene Ontology annotation, cellular component: R2TP complex; ribonucleoprotein complex; cytoplasm. The record is from RefSeq and is a predicted model, not a curated record. Lineage: Eukaryota; Metazoa; Chordata; Mammalia; Rodentia; Cricetidae.